GUCAUACCCUUAGAUAUAACACUGGAACUCCAGAAGCAGAUAAUGUCAGAGUUAGAAAUUCUUUAUAAGUGUGACUCGUCAUAUAUCAUAGGAUUUUAUGGUGCUUUUUUUGUAGAAAACAGAAUUUCGUUGUGUACAGAAUUCAUGGAUGGGGGUUCUUUGGAUGUUUAUAGAAAAAUUCCAGAACAUGUACUUGGAAGAAUAGCAGUAGCUGUUGUGAAAGGCCUUACCUAUUUAUGGAGCCUAAAGAUUUUACACAGAGAUGUGAAGCCAUCGAACAUGUUGGUGAACACGCGAGGCCAGGUGAAGCUGUGCGACUUCGGGGUGAGCACGCAGCUGGUGAAUUCUAUAGCCAAGACGUAUGUCGGAACAAAUGCUUAUAUGGCGCCUGAGCGGAUUUCAGGAGAACAGUACGGAAUCCAUUCGGACGUUUGGAGUUUGGGGAUUUCCUUCAUGGAGCUUGCUCUUGGGAGGUUUCCAUAUCCUCAGAUUCAGAAAAACCAGGGAUCUUUAAUGCCUCUCCAGUUAUUGCAGUGCAUUGUUGAUGAGGAAUCGCCCGUCCUUCCAGCCGGGGAGUUCUCGGAGCCAUUUGUACACUUCAUCACUCAAUGCAUGAAAAAACAACCAAAGGAGAGGCCAGCACCUGAAGAUUUAAUGGGCCACCCGUUCAUCGUGCAGUACAACGACGGCAACGCCGAGGUCGUGUCCAUGUGGGUGUGCAGGAUGCUCGAGGAGCGGCGAUCGGCCCAGGGCCCGCAGUGA
This is a messenger RNA of Apaloderma vittatum (bar-tailed trogon), 762 nucleotides long. RefSeq names its product mitogen-activated protein kinase kinase 5 (gene MAP2K5). The transcript has 13 exons. The record is from RefSeq and is a predicted model, not a curated record. NCBI's taxonomy places the organism in Eukaryota, Metazoa, Chordata, Aves, Trogoniformes, Trogonidae. The annotation marks the transcript as partial. Gene Ontology annotation, molecular function: MAP kinase kinase activity; ATP binding. Gene Ontology annotation, biological process: MAPK cascade; protein phosphorylation.